GCCGCCGUCGACGGUGACGAGUGCCGACGACCGAACGAGUGUGAUGAGUGACGCCGAGAGAUCCCUCACGACGAUCCUCGAAGGCGACGACGACGACGAGGUGAUCCCGACGAUCGAAUUACCCCGUGUCCGCCGGAAGCAAGAGCAGCAGUUUGUCCGGUCGGCGCCUUCAUUGGGCGGGUCUUCGUCAGCGGAACGCACAGUGUCGGAGAUGGCGGUUGCACCGGAAGUGACGACGACGACGACUGCCUUGGUGCACCGGCAGGAACUGCCGCCACCGGCCCCGGUGUCGACUCAGGUCGUCGUGGAUGACCGCUACGUGAGCAAUAUCACGGAGACGGACGUGUUUGAGGACGUCACGAGACACACGCGGGAAGUGACGGAGUUGUUGCGACGACCGCCACCGCCGCCGCCGAGGGACUGGGACAUCGUCAUCCGCAAUUAUCCGGCGCCUCGGCCCGGCAGAACUACCACCACUACCAGAAAAUCACUCAAGACAACACGAACAGUGAUGCUGCAAGAUGAGCGAGAACAACAGGUGACAAGACGUAGUGAGCAUCACCUCACGGAGCUCCAGGUCCCAUUGCAAAGCGAGCAAAGAGCCCCGAAUUGGGAUGUGCUCAUUAGGGUUCUAAGCCCUGUUCCCUUGGCGCAGCGAGCGACAUCUAUGGACGACACAGCGAGUGUCCGCACUGGGACCACAGCCACCUCCACGCAGGGUGAGCCAAGUGACGAAGAAAUACACCAAGAACGGACCUUGCGGAGAUUGUUGUCCAAGGAGGACAAGGAAAAGCUGAGGCAAAUCAUUACUACAGAGUCCACUUUGAGAACGCUGCUCACCGAGGCCACUGUGAAGGAGGACUUUGACAAAAUCCGUCAUGAUCAGAGGUACAUGAAGCUGUUUGAGCCACACAAGUGGGACGUCAUCAUCCGUGUCCUGAGCCCCCCGGAGGAGCCCGAAGGCGCCGGUGGCGGCAGACGCCAGUCUUCCGCGUCCUCCGCCUCAUCCCUGCUCUCCAACGCCAACACCAGCGCCACCCAGGCAUCCACAUUCGGCGGCCACAACAACGAUACAACGUUAAUGCGACCUCGCCAAGCCCCAUUGCGGGAUCCUUUCGGUUAUGACGAUGUCGACGAUGCACAUCAUCAUCAUCAUUCAGCGGCGACAAUGAGACGGCGAAUGAGUUACGAAGCGUAUGAUAAUGAAGGCAUGGUGAUGCUGCACGACGAGGACGAGGAGCCGAUACGACCAACAACGAUCUGA
Notodromas monacha is the source of this 1264-nucleotide messenger RNA. Lineage: Eukaryota; Metazoa; Arthropoda; Ostracoda; Podocopida; Cyprididae. The record is from the annotation of a GenBank genome assembly.